AUGGCGCUCUCUACCCCAACUAGCAACGGUUCCCGUCGCUUUAACCCUCUUCCGUCUCCUUCUAGGAAUGAGACUCCUAGGUCCGCAGGGCUCAUAAGACCGACACUACCUCAAAAGAGCGUGACCAGUGCUUCUAUUGAGGAUUCGUACGUAAGUUUUAUUCUCUACUGCAACCCGGCAGUACCUCUAGAAACGGAUACGGCAGCACUCAGAGAGGCCUUUCGAACUCCGCCAAAGAGUGAGGGCAAGAGCUUCAGCACAUUUACUUUAUUCGAACUUAUCAAGCAGCUACACUCUAAGGAACUCAAGACGUGGGCAGAGUUAGCAUUGAAGCUGGGCGUCGAGCCGCCGGAUCACGACAAGGGACAGAGUUCUCAGAAGAUACAGCAGUAUGCCGUCCGCCUAAAGCGAUGGAUGCAUUCCAUGCACAUCAAUGCCUUCUUCGACUAUUUGAUGGAUAACCCCCAUCCUUAUUGGACCCAGAUCCCGAGUGAUCCAAAUCCUGUAUGUGACGAGGGUAGGGAUGGAGUUGCCGCUGAAGAUGAUAUGGCAUUGCGUGCCUUAUUACCUCAUAUCCGACCGCGACGGGGUCGAAAGAGACCCGAGGACGACAGCUUUAGCAAAUCCCCGUCACAAAAGCCAAGGUUAGAGUCUCCAAAUUUCAACGGGGAGGCUAGAACCGCGCGUCCAGACUCUUUAGAUCCGUGGACCGCCCAUCCGGACGGAAGAAGUGCCUUUAUGUUUCCGUCUGUUGAUCCGCGAUCGAGUGUAUUGCCGGAAACAAAUUCUGCCUUCCCGUGGAGUAACGAUGUUUCCCGUGAACCCAUGUCAGCCUAUCCCCAAUCUGCAAUGACGCCGUCGACGAGAGGGACAUUCUGGGGAGACCCCGCGGAACCUCGUUCAGCAAUUAGUCCGUCUAAAGCCAGGUCUCUCGGUCGUCGCCACGGAGCGAAGGUAGUCUCUUCUGCUUGGAGGAGUGGCGGCGUAUCCACAAGUGGCAGGCCCCGUGGGAGACCUCCUAGCAGUCGGCCUAGCGACGGUCCAUUGUCAGCAAUCCCAGACGAGCAUAAUGAAUUCCAAACAGCGCCUUUUGAACAGAGUACGGCCCAAUUAAAUGCACAGCCCACCCAAAUGCACCCUCCGGAUUCAGUAUCAAAAUCCGCCGGACCUACUUCCGCACCAACCGUACCAACGACAGCGCCAACGACAACGCCAACGACUACUACUCCUACCACUCGGCCUUCUCGGCCUGGCCGCCUCUCUCUGCAAGUACCAGAAAGAGCCGGUGGACCUGUCAGGCUAGCAACUCCUCCACCUCCUGUUGUAAUGGUAAAUGGAAAGAGCACGGUUAAUGGGAGUGUGCCCAACGGCGCCGGGGUAUUAACAGCUAGUCCCAUAGAAGACACUUCGAUAUUUGACCGCACUGCGAGUGUAUUCACGGCCGGGCCAAUCGACGAUCCGACUGGCCCUGUCGUACAAUUUGAAUUCGACGAUAGCGAUCGGACGAACCGCGACGAGAUGGAAACCUUGCUUGUCGCGGACCUCCUCGAAAGCACGUGGUACGAUGAGAAAGGGCAGCCUAGCCCGCCAGCCGAUAUCAACGAGGCGCUCGCCCUAGCCCGGGCCAUCAUCGCGGGCCUUGCAAAGAGGAGCCGCACCUCGGAGACAUUCCUCAUUGCUACGGCAGCACUAGCAGGCGCCAGGCACCUCCCUAAAUCAAGCGGCGGUACAAAUUCAGUACACCGCCUCGAAGUCGAUGUGGACUAUACGCGAUAUAGCUACACGUGGGAUCUGCGCUGCGGGCUCGCGAAUGCCCGAUUCCGGUUCACAGAGAUAGUGCCUCAUGCGCGCUGGAAGAAGGGCUCGCAGCAUCGGGGUGAAGGCGCUGACGUCCCUGCCGAAGGGGAUGCUGCGGUGGAGUUCUGGCGCAGGAGGUAUGCUGACCUCGUGCAUAUGGUUGGGAGGGGGAGGAGGCGCGAGGAUGUGGUGUCUGUUGUGAAGGAAGGUAGGGAUGGGGGGGUAAUGAGUAAGUAA
Daldinia vernicosa is the source of this 2034-nucleotide messenger RNA. RefSeq names its product ARS binding protein 2-domain-containing protein. Lineage: Eukaryota; Fungi; Ascomycota; Sordariomycetes; Xylariales; Hypoxylaceae. Gene Ontology annotation, molecular function: DNA replication origin binding. The transcript has 2 exons. Bases 1 to 2034 code for a protein of 677 amino acids. The record is from RefSeq and is a predicted model, not a curated record.